AUGUUUCUUCAAGCGCAACCUUUUGUCCACGACUUGCAAUACAAUGAAAUUUGUCUCGACCAGUUAUGGGAUCGAUAUAAGUCAACAGAAAUUGAAUCGUUAAAACAGGAAAAAAGACAACUAACUAAAAAUAUUGAUGAAUUAAAAACUAAAUUAAAUGAAUCAGAUAACGAAGCCUCUCAUUUACAAGCUGCCCCACAAAUGUCCGUUGGGAAUGAAGUCCAAGGAUUUACUGACGUUGAUGACACAGAUCAAAUAGAACAUAGUGCAGAAAAGUUGG
Dentiscutata erythropus is the source of this 280-nucleotide messenger RNA. The record is from the annotation of a GenBank genome assembly. Lineage: Eukaryota; Fungi; Glomeromycota; Glomeromycetes; Diversisporales; Gigasporaceae.